Kazachstania africana CBS 2517 is the source of this 1053-nucleotide messenger RNA. RefSeq names its product Ctf19p (gene CTF19). The record is from RefSeq and is a predicted model, not a curated record. NCBI's taxonomy places the organism in Eukaryota, Fungi, Ascomycota, Saccharomycetes, Saccharomycetales, Saccharomycetaceae. The transcript has a single exon. The coding region runs from base 1 to 1053 and encodes 350 amino acids.
AUGGAUUUCACUUCAGAUAUCACCAGUGAACACAGUAGUGUGAGCGAUGGAGGAAUUAAUGCUGGUUUGGACCAAUCAAGCGAAUUAGAUUCAGUUCUAAUGGAUGAAAAUGAGAAAAAGUUCCUGAAGUUACAAGAAGAGAAGGACUUGCUACUGAAAAGGCGUGAUUCUCUGAUUAAUGAAGUUGAUACGUUGAAAAGAAAGCUCGAGGAAACUCCAGAUUUAGUUGAAGAGCCCAACAUUGCCUCUGGCGUUGAUCAGAAUGCGGCAAAUAUUUUGAUUGAUUUGAUGUUAUUGUCAUCAUCGAAAUCGUCACCAAUAUUCGAUGAGGAAUCUGUCGAUAAGAUUCGUUCGAUUAACGGGAAUUCAAGUUUGCAAGAGGAGUUGAAGAUGAAGUUUGAUACGCUACCACUAUUAAAUAUGAAAUUGCGAUUGCGAUAUUUACAGAAGCUUUUAUAUCCAAAUCUUCAAUUGAGAGUGACCCGAGAUAAGGAUGGUAGUACAAGAGAAAUAGAGGUUGUCGUUGUUGAUUGUCAAUUUAAGAAAUUUAAUAAGAAUGCUCCCAUUAAAUUAAAUUUUGAGAUGCAAUAUGAUUCGAAACAAGAAAAAUUACUUGAUUUUAAAAUCAUGGAUGUGUCUAAUAAUGUGAAAUUAGAACUGAGUUCUGCCAUAAGGAAAUAUAAGGAGAAUCCAACCAUUUUACUAUUUUAUUUUACUGAAUAUGAUAGAAUACUUUACAUGAGACAAAAAUUGAUUGAAGAAAUUAUUAAGAAACAUUCAAUAUAUAUUAAAGAUGUCAUCGAUGCUAUAGAUUAUACGAAUGGAAAAAUUACUCUUAAAUUGAGUUCUCAGAAUGAGUUACAUAUAAUAUUUGAAAUUACAUCUGAAGAUGGAUACAUUAUUCCAAAAUUGAGGAUAAAAUUUGAAAUUUUUAAAAAAAAUGGUCAAAAGGUUGUGAACCCAAACGUAAAUGAUAUAUUUAAUUCAUUAAUAAAAGAAUAUGGAUUAAUAAAAUCAAUUCAUGAGAUUAUUAGGCUAGUGGUAGGUUACUAA